Messenger RNA from Notothenia coriiceps (black rockcod), 1678 nucleotides. RefSeq names its product oocyte zinc finger protein XlCOF19-like. Bases 14 to 1009 code for a protein of 331 amino acids. Gene Ontology annotation, cellular component: nucleus. Gene Ontology annotation, molecular function: RNA polymerase II cis-regulatory region sequence-specific DNA binding; DNA-binding transcription activator activity, RNA polymerase II-specific. The transcript is spliced from 2 exons. NCBI's taxonomy places the organism in Eukaryota, Metazoa, Chordata, Actinopteri, Perciformes, Nototheniidae. The record is from RefSeq and is a predicted model, not a curated record. Gene Ontology annotation, biological process: regulation of transcription by RNA polymerase II.
GACAACUGAAAAAAUGGCAGAUAAGGACGAGCAAGAAGCUGCAUCCGAGCCUCGAAGUCACCGCUGUGAGGAUUGUGGGAAAUCCUUCGUACAGAAAUGCAACUUAACAAGACACCGGCGACAAAACUGUAUCAAAACAAGAGAAACCGCAAACCAGGUGACUUCUGAACAGGAUAAAUCGUUUAUAUGCGAGCAAUGCGGAAAAUCCUUCUCCAGGAAAGGAGAUCUGAAAUCACACAUGCUGAGUCACUCGGAGGAGAGACCAUACGGAUGCAGCAAAUGCGAGAAAAGCUUCAAGCAGCUGGCGAGACUACAGCAACAUGAGCGCAUUCACACGGGAGAGAAACCGUAUGGAUGCUCGCUUUGUCCGAAACGAUUCAGGAUCCGAGAGUCGUUGGCGGCGCAUAAAUUAACUCAUUCUGGAGAGAAACCAUACAAAUGCAUCAUCUGUUCCAAAGCCUUUAGUGAGAGGAGUAAUCUGAAGAAGCACAGCAGGAUUCACACUGGGGAGAAACCGUUCUGCUGCUCUCAAUGCGGGAAAAGAUGCCGACACCUUCAGCAUCUUGUUUCACACGUGCGAAGCCACACGGGUGAGAAACCGUACAAAUGUGACAAGUGCGGGAAAAGUUACGGUCAUUCGUCGGCGCUGAAGAAACACCAGAUCGCUCACGAAGAGAAACAAAAACGCUCCUCCCUAUUAUGUGUGGAUUCAACUCUGUGCGUCGAGACAUCGAAGAAACCACAUCGCUGCACAACGUGCGGGAAGUGCUUUUCCCAGAGGGUGGCCCUAAAGAAUCACCUGUUAGUUCACGCCGGGUUGAAACCCUACGGAUGUAACUGCUGCGGGAAGACAUUUGCCGACAAGAGCAACCUCGCCAAGCACAAACGCAUUCACACCGGAGAGAAACCCUUUGAGUGCGACGUCUGUAAGAAACGUUUCAGGCUCCAUCAGCACCAAACAAGCCACCAGCUGACUCACCAGAAAGAAACUCUGGAUAAAAAACCUUAAGAAAAAUAUCUCUGUUCAGAAGAUACAAUUUUAACUGUCACCAGUGGUGGAAAGUGCAUUUACUUGAGUAUAAUAAUUAGUUAUGUGAAGUUUUCUUUAUAUUGAUGCAACUUUAUUCUUCUUCUCCACUACAGUUCAGAGGGAAAUACUGUACAUUAGCUUCACUAUAUUCAUUGGAUGACUAUAGUUAAUUUACAUAUUAAAAAACCGGAGGAUAGGAAUUACAAUAAACUUUUAUACAAUAGAUUAAACCCCCUAAAAUUACUCUAUUACAGUCAGUCAAACAUUAAAGAUAAUUUUAAAUAUUAUUUGCUUAAUAAUAAUAAUAAUAAUCUUAUAUUGAAUAUGUUACAACUAAAGUACAUUUUCCUGAUUAUAUUAACAUUUACUUACAAAAUUGUUAUUUCUUUUAUCAUGGAGUAAUACUUAUUUUCACCACUGGGUGUCCCACUUGUAUAACGUUAAACUUUACUUUAACUUAUAUACAAAUGUGACAGUUCUGUUGCUUUCUAUUGAGAAACAGUGAAAUAUCCAAUAAUGCAUUGUAGUCCCAUCUGUAUAAUGUGAGUCAUACAUAUACCUCCAUAGUUCUCUAAAUACUUUUACAUUACAUUACAUGUCACUUGUUAGACGCUUUUUUUAUCCAAAGAGACUUACAUACUCAAUAUU